Messenger RNA from Carassius auratus (goldfish), 857 nucleotides. Its product is annotated as trypsin-like. Bases 1 to 792 code for a protein of 263 amino acids. The record is from RefSeq and is a predicted model, not a curated record. The transcript is spliced from 5 exons. NCBI's taxonomy places the organism in Eukaryota, Metazoa, Chordata, Actinopteri, Cypriniformes, Cyprinidae. Gene Ontology annotation, molecular function: serine-type endopeptidase activity. Gene Ontology annotation, biological process: proteolysis.
AUGAACCUGCCGCUGCUUCUGCUCUGUGUUCUCCUGGAGAUCCUCGUGGUGAGCUGUCAAGAUGUGAUACAGCCUCGUAUCAUCGGUGGAUACGUCCCGGCGCCGCACGCCAUUAAAUACAUCGUGUCCAUUCAGAGCGCUACGGGCCAGCACUUCUGUGGCGGGACCUUGAUUAACAAAUACUGGAUCCUGACCGCAGCACACUGCAAUGUAGGGGCUGCAAACAUGAGGAUCGUGGCUGGAGAUUUUUCUGUGGGAUUAUAUGAGGGGACGGAGCAGUUCCGCAGGCCUCAUGUUUUAAUACCUCACCCAGAGUAUAAUAAAGCCACCAAUAAUGCAGACAUCAUGCUCAUUAAGCUGCAGUCUCCCAUCUAUCUGAACAGCUAUGUGUCUCUGGCGCCAUUGCCUCGGCAGGACACCAUGGUGGCCAUGGGAUGCGUGUGCACGGUGUCCGGCUGGGGCUUCACCACUCCAACGGGAGGAAUACCUGAAACACUGCGCACGGUCAAACUGCCCAUCGUGUCCAGCUCAGUGUGUAACGGCACAGACUCUUUUAAUGGAAACAUCACAGAGAAUAUGAUCUGUGCAGGAUACAGCGAAGGAGGAAAAGAUGCAUGCAAGGGGGAUUCUGGAGGGCCGCUGGUGUGUGAGGGCCACGUCUAUGGUAUCGUCUCCUGGGGCAAUGGCUGCGGUGAUGCCCAGUACCCUGGUGUCUACACGUCCGUCUCAAGGUUUCGUCAAUGGAUCGAUGAAACUAUAUUUGGCUUUUAUGGAAGGUGCCUCAAGUAUUAGACUGCAGUGUUACCCCAGCACUUCCCUAAUCAAACUUGAAAUCCUCGAAAUAUGCCAACACGAAU